CGGCGCUUUACGGCUGUCGUGCUUCCGGGCUCCGCCAGCAUGGAGGCCGAGGAGUUGGAGAAGGAAGAUGCGGAGCCCGAGCCCCUGGAAGGGAGAGACCAGGAACCAGAAGCGGAGGGGGGGCGGGAGGAGUCCGAAGAGGCGGCUUGCGGCGGCAAGAAGCGAGUGGUGCCGGGAAUUGUGUACCUGGGCCACCUGCCGCCCCGCUUUCGGCCUCUGCACGUACGGAACCUUCUGAGCGCCUACGGGGAGGUCGGGCGCGUGUUUUUCCAGCCCGAGGACGGCUUCGUGAGGCGCAAGAAGAAGGCGGCGGCGGCCGCGGGCGGGAAGAAGCGGCCCAAGUACAGCAAGGACUACACCGAGGGCUGGGUGGAGUUCCGGGACAAGCGCGUGGCCAAGCGCGUGGCGGCCAGUCUGCACAACACGCCCAUGGGAGCCCGGCGGCGCAGCCCCUUCCGCUACGACCUGUGGAACCUCAAGUACCUGCACCGGUUCACGUGGUCGCACCUCAGUGAACAUCUUGCCUUCGAGCGCCAGGUGCGCAGGCAGCGCCUGAGGGCUGAGGUUGCCCAGGCCAAGCGCGAGACCGACUUCUACCUCCGAAGCGUGGAACGCGGACGGCGCUUCCUUGCCGCCGGUGGGGACUCCGCCCGCCCGAAUAGCACCUGGGCCUUUGCCCAGCGACCUACUGAGCAGGAGCUGAGAGCCCGGAAGGCAGCCCGGCCAGGGGGACGUGAACGGGCUCGCCUGGCGAGUGUCCAGGACCAGGCUCGCUCCAGCCGAGGGCUGCUUGCCAAGAUCUUCGGAGCUGCAGCACCCUCAGAGAGCCGGGAGGAACCCUCCCUAGUCAGGGACUCGUGAAGGGCAGAGAGACCCCUUCCGCCUCCUAGUCACGAGAAGGACUACUCGGGCAGACGUUUUAUCUUUCACAGACCGGGGAUCUCUGAUGAGUGCGCAGACGUACCUUUUGUGGGCCUCUCCCUCUCCUGUUGCCUGGGGACGGCCCCUAAUUCAUACUAGCAUGAGUGUGACUACCGCACAUGCCUGUUUUGAUUUUUAGUUCUCUACCUCCCGCCCAGUGGGAGCCUCUAAAAAUCGCACUUUCGGGCUGACCUCAAGCUAGAGUGGGAAUGUCCAGUCCAGGCAACUUUUUUUUUUUUUUUUAACCAACUGUAAGUGAAGGAUAGCAGCAACGUCCUUUUUAGUUAGAGAAGAUUAACAGGGACAGGGGUUAAUGGAGAGGGACUGGGUUGGGAGUCACCUUCCAAAUGUAUUUAUAGAAAAGAAAAAAUAUAAGUAUUUGUAUGCCUUUGUAGUUUAUUUGGCUUGCAGGGUGCAUUUUACAAGUUCUAACUUUUAUCUCCUCAUGUCCUGUUCGCUCCCCUUAAUGUCAUCUGGUCUCAGAGCCACCUCCCCCUCCCUUCCACCUUCAGCCUGGACUCUUUCUGUCAAAUUAAUUUCUUAGCUCACUUUAUCAAUUAUCUAAUUCCACAUUUCCCAAGUCACUAUAUGAGGACAUAGUGACAGUAGGUGGUAACACACGGCCCUUGCCAUUAAGAGCUGGAGACCACUAGGAAGGGACAGGUACUCGAGAAAUAAAUGGAAGCACCGCGGGCAUCAUGGUACAAGUAUCUACGGGGAGAGGAGGAGCCGUGGGAGGGCUUGUUUUUUCUGGGAAGACAGGCAGUGCUUAAUGUGGGGCUCAUUCCCGGUCACACUCUUCAGAGAUGGGUCCGUUGUCACCAGCUUUUCCAGAUCAUUCCUGAAAAGUGAGCCGGCAUCUGAGUGCGGCUGGUGUGCUCCUGUGGUUGGAAACCAAGCUCCACGGUUGGAGUGCUGGGUUCUAACCAUUGUAAAGGGAAGCAGAACGGGGAGCUCGUGGGGCGCCCUUCUGGGAAUCAGGGCCUGGUGAGGGGGACGGGUCCCAGACAGCAUGCGAGGCAGCUUUAGAAGCCAAGCCAAAUCUAGUCAGCCACCAAGAGAAACUGCAAACUGCAGUGUUAGACUCAGGAAUCUAGAUGGAGCCUCGCAAAUUAGAACUGGUCAGGGGCGCCUGGCUGCCUCCGUGCAUGGAGUGAGCAACUCUUGAUCUUCAGUUGGGUGUAGAGAUAACUUAAAAGUAAAAAAAUCUUUAAAAAAAAAAAAAAAGGUCAGUAAAACUUACAGGAAGUAGUAGGGUGAUUAUAAUAAUUUGGUUUUUGCUUGUGCUAUGUAAUCCCCCUUCCCCCCCUCCCGUCCUCAAUAUAAUUACUCGUAUUUGGGUGAAGUGGAUUCACCCACUUCUUUGGCUCUAAAGUAAUAAAAUCUUAGUCAUGUCAAGAUUUUUA
Hyaena hyaena (striped hyena) is the source of this 2327-nucleotide messenger RNA. RefSeq names its product activator of basal transcription 1 (gene ABT1). Gene Ontology annotation, molecular function: RNA binding. The transcript has 3 exons. Gene Ontology annotation, biological process: endonucleolytic cleavage to generate mature 5'-end of SSU-rRNA from (SSU-rRNA, 5.8S rRNA, LSU-rRNA); endonucleolytic cleavage in 5'-ETS of tricistronic rRNA transcript (SSU-rRNA, 5.8S rRNA, LSU-rRNA); endonucleolytic cleavage in ITS1 to separate SSU-rRNA from 5.8S rRNA and LSU-rRNA from tricistronic rRNA transcript (SSU-rRNA, 5.8S rRNA, LSU-rRNA). Bases 40 to 861 code for a protein of 273 amino acids. Lineage: Eukaryota; Metazoa; Chordata; Mammalia; Carnivora; Hyaenidae. Gene Ontology annotation, cellular component: nucleolus. The record is from RefSeq and is a predicted model, not a curated record.